GCCCUCACCCCCGCCCUUUUCCCUCCUCGCGGCGGUGCCCGGGCGGCUCCGCGCAGGCAGCGCCGGUAGAAGAAGCCGCCGCCCCGCUGCAGCAGCCUGCGGCCCUCGGAGCGCCGACAGGAGUCAGACUGAAAAAUAAUGAAUUAAAGUGACUGACAUCAUGACAACCGUAAGGCAGAGAAGGGUUGGAAAAGGCACAGAACCAGCUGAGGACCAGCCUUCAGAGGAGGAGAAGAAUGUGAAGCCUGAUGGGAAGAUUCUGUCUGAUCAUACAGGUAGAAAGUUGUGGAACAUACUAUCAAUAACUGUUGGUGGAAUUGCUGCCAUCUCUCUUGGACUUCUCACGUCUGUUUAUGUUGCUACACUGCAUGAAAAUGACCUGUGGUUUUCCAAUAUUAAGGAAGUUGAAAGAGAAAUUUCGUUCAGAACAGAAUGUGGACUUUAUUAUUCCUACUACAAACAGAUGAUUCAGGCUCCAUCCAUCCAGCAAGGUUUACAUGGUUUAGUAUAUGACAAUAAAACUGAAUCUGUGAGGACAAUUAACAUACUUGAAAGAAUGAAUGUUUACCAGGAGGUGUUUCUCAGCAUUCUGUAUAGGAUUCUUCCAAUUCAGCAAUACCUAGAGCCCGUUUAUUUUUAUAUCUACACUUUGUUUGGACUUCAGGCAGUUUAUGUCAUUGCUCUGUAUGUAACAAGCUGGCUUCUUAGUGGAACAUGGCUUUCAGGGUUGUUGGCAGCUUGCUGGUACAUUACAAACAGAAUAGAUACUACAAGAGUAGAAUUCACCAUCCCUUUAAGAGAGAACUGGGCACUACCAUUCUUUGCUGUUCAGAUAGCAGCCAUUACAUACCUACUCAGAGCUCAUUUACAGCCUGUUCAAGAAAAAUUGACACUUGUGGCUGUGUUCAUGGCAACAUUUCUCUUUAGCCUGACUUGGCAAUUUAAUCAGUUUAUGAUGCUGAUACAAGCAUUGGCAUUAUUCAUACUGGACUGUUUUGAUAUGCUUCCCACAGCAAAGGUUACAUGGCUCUAUAUCAUCCAGAUUUCUGGAUUACUGCUAGUCUGUGUCCUACAGUUCUUUAAUUCUAUGAUUCUUGGAUCAUUACUUAUAAGUUUUAAUACUUCUGUCUUGAUAGCAAGAACAAUCCAGAAAAAUCUAAAAAGGGGCAGCUUGCUCAAUAGGCUUGGGAAGCUUAUCCUCCAUGUGCUGUUAGUCUUGUGCUUGACUCUUACAAUAAAUAAAUUCAUCAAGAAAAUUCUUAAUCUUGAGUCAGAUGAACAUAUAUUCAAAUUCCUGAAAGCAAAAUUUGGAUUUGGGGCAACAAGAGAUUUUGAUGCCAACCUGUAUCUUUGUGAAGAAGCUUUUGGUUUACUACCAUUAAAUACUUUUUCAAGACUCUCAGAUACAUUACUUUUUUAUGUCUACAUAUUUGUUCUGUUCCUUAUGACAAUAGGAGCUGUAAUUGUUGCCUUUCAGAAUCUCAGUGGUUCAACUCAAGUUGAUUCCAUGGAAACAAUGGAAGAAUGCACAGUAACACUGAAACCUGAUGCUGCUUACAACUUAAUUCACACAGUUCUCUUUGGAUGCCUGGCAUUAAGCACAAUGAGAAUGAAGUACCUCUGGACAUCCCACAUGUGUGUUUUUGCAUCUUUUGGCCUGUGCAGCACAGAAGUCUGGAGACCUAUCCUGAGGUGUAUUCAUCUCUACACUUCCCAAAGGAUGCAUGUGAUUAAGUAUUCUCUACCCAUAGUUACAUUGCUAUACAUUUCAUAUAAGUUCUGGCCAGGAAUAAUGGAUGAAUUGUCAGAGCUGAGAGAAUUCUAUGACCCAGACACUGUGGAGCUGAUGAACUGGAUUAAGUCAAACACUCCAAACACAGCAGUGUUUGCUGGGAGCAUGCAGCUAUUAGCAGGAGUCAAACUCUGCACUGGACGGACCUUAACUAAUCAUCCCCAUUACGAGGAUAAGAAUCUAAGAGAGAGAACAAAACAGAUUUAUCAGAUCUAUGCCAAGAGAUCUCCUGACGAUGUUUACAGAAUACUGCGAUCCUUUGGCACAGACUACGUGAUCCUAGAAGACAGCAUUUGUUAUGAAAGAAGGCACAGUAGAGGCUGUCGGCUACGUGACUUACUAGAUAUAGCUAAUGGCCAUAUCAUGGAUGGUUUGGGAGAGAAUGAACCUGAUCUGAAACCUUCCUUGUAUCCUCGCUUCUGUGAGGAAAUUAAAAGGAAUCUGCCUUCUUACACCACACACUUCACUAGAGUGUUUCAAAACAAAACAUUCCAUGUUUACAAACUUGCUAAGCAUAAAUAACGUUUUCAACCAUGGCUUCAAGUUCAGUAUUUUAGUGCCAGGAUUCACAGUAGAAGAUGCAGAAGAAGUUUACAAAGAUGUGGCAUUUGUAAGACAUUUUACAUAGACAGUUCCUUGCUUAAUUACUUUGACUGGUUUUAUUUCUUUUUUUUUAGACAGUUUAGUUCUUACAACAUUCUUGAUGUUGGCAACAUUUUCAUAGAUCCAUAAAUAAAUGCUAGCAGGGACCAUUUUGAUUAGAAGAUCUGACCUUCUGUAUACCUAGGGUAUAAUUGUUUUCCAGUUUGAACUGAUUGGAAGACAUACAAAAUGAGCAGCCUGCAUGACCACUGCAGAACAGGUGGCCUGUGAAGUUCUGCUUGGCAGUUUGGAUUUUUAGCAUAAAAUGGUAGAAAUGCAGUGAAAGCAGGCCAUGCUGCUCCUGUAGGAGUAUGCAUUGCCUUUGUGAAUCCUGAAAAUAGUCACAAAUUUUGACUUUUGUCUUACAGCCUGAUCCUCUUUGACUGCUCUUUCAGUGCCUCUUUUUUGAAUUCUUUGGGAGUGUAUGCAGAUGUGAGUUUCCAAGCUUGUGAGUGUGAUUGCAGAAUCAGCACACCUUUGAUGAGUAAAACAGUCGUCGUCCAACAUUGUAGUGAUACAGAAACAUACUGUUUGUAACAUUAAGCAUUUAAUGAUGGAGUGUUACGUGUUUCUGAUGAGAGUUAGGGGUAGAGCAUGCUUGAUACACAUUGCAUGUUUGUAUCCUUGUAAAAUCCCAUAACAAACAAAAAACCCCCAAAUUUCUCAGCUUGGAUUCUCAGAAAACUAAUUUCUGUGUUUGCUUUCUGAACUACAGGGGAUCCUUUUCUCCCCAGUAGGCUGCCAAAAUUGAGCACUGCCAACCUUAUAAAAUAAAAAACUCAUCUCUAAAAUCAGAGAGAAAUGUAGGUAUUUUAUCUAUGUUCAAGCAUUGGAGUUUUGCUCUAACUCAUUUUAGACACAAAGCUAUAUAUUUUAGCACAAAGUCAUUGUGUCCUUGCUCUUUAUCCUAAGAAAUGGACUAGAGUUAUUUUCAGUUCUCUUUGAGGAUGAAGUGAACAGGCCACAAUCCUGAGAAUUUUGUCAUUUGUUUGUACUCUUUGUCUUU
Dryobates pubescens (Downy woodpecker) is the source of this 3440-nucleotide messenger RNA. It is a transcript of the gene DPY19L3, whose product is annotated as dpy-19 like C-mannosyltransferase 3. The transcript has 19 exons. Gene Ontology annotation, cellular component: nuclear inner membrane. The record is from RefSeq and is a predicted model, not a curated record. Bases 161 to 2314 code for a protein of 717 amino acids. Gene Ontology annotation, molecular function: mannosyltransferase activity. NCBI's taxonomy places the organism in Eukaryota, Metazoa, Chordata, Aves, Piciformes, Picidae.